UUUUUGUCUGGAAAUUCCGGAUGUCCCGGACGUCCCUGCGCUGCUCCUCAGAUCCUGGGGUUGGAUUGUGCGUCCUUGAGGUUAUGCUGCCAGAGUGUGCUAUGGGUUUACAAGAGCAACAAAAGAUUAAUAAAUCUCUGGAGUUGGUGUCAUUUGAGGAUGUGGCUGUGGACUUCACCUGGGAGGAGUGGCAGGACCUGAAUGAUGCUCAGAAGACUUUGUAUAGGGAUGUGAUGCUGGAGACCUACAGCAACCUGGUGUCACUGAAACACUGCAUUAACAAAGCUGAGGUGAUUGUCAAGUUAGAAGAAGGAGCAGAGCCAUGGACAAUAGAAGAGUGCCCAGAUCAGAUCUUGCAAGAUGUGUCAGUGCAUACAAUAGAUGACUUAGGGGAGAGGAACCAAGAAAGUCAUGGUAGAUGCUUGCAGCAAAUUGUAAUCACCAACAGCAACUCAUCAGCUGAGGAGAGUGUUGUGUUAGGAAAAUCAUUUUAUUUGAAUUCAUGUCAUGUUUUAAAUCUGAUUAUAAAUAACGGAAAGUAUUCAGAAAAGGGAAAUGAGGAGUUUUACAUAUGUCAGAAUACACUUCUUCGUAGAGAGCCCGAUGAGAUGCCUGCCGUAGAGAAACCUGAUGACCAUCAUACUACUGGAAAAUUGCCCAGACAUCAUGAACAUCUUAGUCAGCAUCCCAAUAUUCAAACUGUGCAACAGCCUUUAGAAUAUUGUGCAAAAGGGAAAUUUUCCAACACAGAACCGAUGAUAUUUACACUUAAGAAGAUUAAUAUGAAUGAGACCACCUAUAAAUAUAAUGAAUAUGGGAAAGCCUGUGGUAAGUCAGCUGUCUUUGCCCAAGAAAUAAAUCAGGUAGAAAGGAAAACUUUUCAAUCUGGUAUAUGUGGGGAGGUGUUCUAUAAAAAAUCUGAACUGACUAAAGAUCAGAUUAUGCACACAGGAGAGACCCACAUUUUAUAUCAGAGAACUCACAAAGGUGAGAAACCACAUGAAUGUAAAGAAUGUGGAAAAGCUUUUAGAAAAAAGUUACACCUCAGAAGGCAUGAGAGAACUCACACAGGUGAGAAACCACAUGAAUGUAAAGAAUGUGGAAAAGCUUUUAGCAGAACAUCAAACCUCAGAAGGCAUGAGAGAACUCACACAGGUGAGAAACCAUAUGCAUGCAAAGAAUGUGGUAAAGGUUUUAGUGAAAAUUCACAACUCAGAAGGCAUGAGAGAACUCACACAGGUGAGAAACCUUAUGAAUGUAAAGAUUGUGGAAAAGCUUUUAGCCAAAAGUCAUACCUCAGCAGUCAUCAGAGAACGCACACAGGUGAGAAACCAUAUGAAUGUAAAGAAUGUGGAAAACCUUUUAGCCUAAAGUCUAACCUCAACAUUCAUCAGAGAACUCACACAGGUGAGAAACCAUAUGAAUGUAAUGAAUGUGGAAAAGCUUUUAGUGAAAAGUCAACCCUCAGCAUUCAUCAGACAAACCACAUAGGUGAGAAACCAUAUGAAUGUAAAGAAUGUGGAAAAGCUUUUAAUCUAAAGGCAAACCUCAGCAUUCAUCAGAGAAAUCACAUAGGUGAGAAACCAUAUGAAUGUAAGGAAUGUGGGAAAGCUUUUAGUUACAAGUCAAUCCUCAGCAUUCAUCAGAGAAAUCACACAAGUGAGAAACCACAUGAGUGUAAAGAAUGUGGAAGAGCUUUUAGCCAUAAGUCAACCCUCAGCAUUCAUCAGAGAAAUCACACAGGUGAGAAACCAUAUUAAUGUAAAUACUGUGGAAAAGCUUUUAUCCAAAAGUCAUACUUCAGCAUUCAUCAUAGAAUUCACACUGGUGAGAAGCCAUAUGAAUGUAAAGAUUGUGGAAAACCUUUUAGUAAAAAGUCAGAGCUCUGCAGGCAUGAGAGAAGUCACAGAAUUCACAGAGGUGAGAAGCCGUGUGAAUGUAAAGGACGUGGGAAAGCUUUUAGCAAAAUGUCAAACCUCAGCAGUCAUCAGAGAACUGAAACAGGUGAGAAACCAUAUGAAUGUAAAGAUGGGAAAGCUUUUAGCAAAAAAUCAUGCCUCCACUGUCAUCAGAUAAUUCACACAGUUGAGAAACCUUAUAAAUGUAAAGAAUGUCGGAAAGCUUUUAGCAGAAAGUCAAGCCUCUGCAAGCAUGAGAGAACUCACACAGGUGAGAAACUAUAUGAAUGUAAACACUGCCGAAAAACUUUUAGCCAAAAGUCAUACCUUAGCAGCCAUCAGAGAAUUCACAUAGGUGAGAAAUCAUGAGAAUGUAAGGAAUGUGGAAAAAGUUUACUGGAUCUCACCAUAACAGACAUCAACAAAUUCACACAUGGGAAAAUCCCAAUUAAUGUAAUGGCUGUUAUAAAAGGUUUUGCCAUAAAUCACUCCUCAUAUUUCAUCAGUGAACUUACACCAAGAAGAAGCUCUAUAAAUGCACAACUGUCCCUUGGUUCCAGGAGCCCCUGUUGAUGAAAACACUUGCAAAUAAUGAAGCACUUUCUAUAAAUGGUGUACUGUUUCAAUAUUACCUAUGAACUUUUUUCUGUGUCGUUUUCAUCUUGAGUAGAAUAUUUAUAUAUAUAUUACUGAAUACAGAAGGGGUUCUUUGUAAA
Molecule: messenger RNA, 2614 nt
Organism: Galeopterus variegatus (Sunda flying lemur)
Lineage: Eukaryota; Metazoa; Chordata; Mammalia; Dermoptera; Cynocephalidae
Product: zinc finger protein 260-like
Biological process (GO): regulation of transcription by RNA polymerase II
Cellular component (GO): nucleus
Molecular function (GO): RNA polymerase II cis-regulatory region sequence-specific DNA binding; DNA-binding transcription activator activity, RNA polymerase II-specific
Source: RefSeq, a predicted model, not a curated record